AUACUACCAUUGACUGACCUAAAUGAAAUCUCUCAACAUAUACUUGAAGUUAUCUAUGCAAGAAUGUUGCACCUCAAAACGACUACCGCCUCAAAUUCUAUUUCUAGUUCCUUCAAGUCUGGUGGAAAGCCAAUGGAUAGCCAGCUAACAAACAUGGGCGGCAUGAACGUACUACAAAAUCAAAUAAUAAAUGUUGUUCGAGCCUACCCGGGGGAGCGUGGUAUAUCUGUCGCACAAAUAUGCGAUAAAUUGAGAGGCGUAUCUGAGAGACAAAUAAGGGAUGAUUUGGAUUUCUUGAGCGCUGAAGGACACGUUUAUUCUACCGUGGAUGAUGAUCACUUUAGAGCUACCGAAUUAUAA
Molecule: messenger RNA, 360 nt
Organism: Protopolystoma xenopodis
Lineage: Eukaryota; Metazoa; Platyhelminthes; Monogenea; Polystomatidea; Polystomatidae
Source: the annotation of a GenBank genome assembly